Anoplopoma fimbria (sablefish) is the source of this 1791-nucleotide messenger RNA. It is a transcript of the gene slc6a1l, whose product is annotated as solute carrier family 6 member 1, like. The transcript has 14 exons. Lineage: Eukaryota; Metazoa; Chordata; Actinopteri; Perciformes; Anoplopomatidae. The record is from RefSeq and is a predicted model, not a curated record. Bases 1 to 1791 code for a protein of 596 amino acids. Gene Ontology annotation, biological process: sodium ion transmembrane transport; neurotransmitter transport. Gene Ontology annotation, molecular function: gamma-aminobutyric acid:sodium:chloride symporter activity. Gene Ontology annotation, cellular component: plasma membrane.
AUGGGGAAGACUGGGCAGAGUACAGUGGACUCAAACUCCCCUACAGAGGUCAAACAAGCAGUUCCCUUUGAGGAGCUGGAUCAUGUGGCGUCCCCUGCAGACGAAGAGAAGAAAGAAGAGCCGCCUGACAGGGGAAGCUGGAAGGGAAAGUUUGAUUUCCUUCUGUCAUGCGUGGGAUACGCCAUUGGCCUGGGAAAUGUCUGGAGGUUUCCUUAUCUGUGUGGCAAGAAUGGUGGAGGGGCCUUUCUGAUUCCAUACUUUUUGACACUUGUGUUUGCUGGGAUUCCGCUCUUCUUCCUGGAGACGGCUCUGGGACAGUUCACCUCAGUGGGAGGGCUGGGGGUGUGGAAGCUCAUGCCUAUGAUGAAAGGUGUUGGUAUAGCUGCAGUGGUCCUGUCCUUCUGGCUCAACAUCUACUAUAUUAUCAUCAUUGCCUGGGCACUCUACUACUUAUUCAACUCCUUUGGUUCGGAGCUGCCUUGGCAAAGCUGUGAUAACCCCUGGAACACAGAGAAAUGUUUCUGCAACUACAGUCUGACAGACACCACCAACCUGACCAGUGCUGUCACAGAGUUCUGGGAACGCAACAUGCACCAGUUAACCAAUGGUCUGGAGGAGCCAGGCCAGGUUCGCUGGCCCUUAGUGGGCACUCUGGCGCUGGCCUGGGUCCUUGUCUAUUUCUCAAUCUGGAAAGGAGUGGAGUGGACAGGGAAGGUGGUGUAUUUCUCAGCCACCUAUCCCUACGUCAUGCUAAUCAUCCUGUUCUUUCGUGGGGUCACUCUGCCUGGAGCCAUCGAUGGGAUCCUCUUCUACAUCACUCCAGACUUCAAUAAGCUCACCCGCUCUGAGGUGUGGCUGGAUGCAGCAACUCAAAUCUUCUUUUCCUACGGACUGGGCCUGGGUUCGCUCAUCGCACUGGGGAGCUACAACCCUUACAACAACGAUGUAUACAAGGACUCCAUCAUUGUGUGCUUUAUUAACUCCUGCACCAGCAUGUUUGCUGGCUUCGUCAUCUUCUCCAUUGUAGGCUUCAUGUCCCAAAUCACCAAGAAACCUGUAAAGGAAUUAGCAGCAUCAGGUCCAGGUCUGGCGUUUUUAGCUUAUCCUCAGGCUGUCACCCAGCUACCCAUGUCCUCUCUGUGGGCCAUUCUCUUCUUCUCCAUGCUCAUGAUGCUGGGCCUGGACAGUCAGUUCUGCACAGUGGAAGGCUUCAUCACAGCUCUGAUGGAUGAAUAUCCCAUGGUGCUGAGGAAGAGGAAGAAGAUCUUCAUCCUCAUUGUCUGCUUUGUCUCCUUCAUCAUCGGCAUCUCCAACAUAACACAGGGUGGUCUGUACGUGUUCAAGCUGUUUGAUUACUACUCCGCCAGUGGGAUGUGUCUUCUCUACCUCGUCUUCUUCGAAACUGUGUCCAUAUCCUGGUUUUAUGGUGCUGAUAGGUUUUAUGACAACAUUGAGGACAUGAUCGGUUAUAGGCCGUGUGGCUGGUGGAAGCUCUGUUGGAAGUACUUCACUCCGCUGAUCUGCCUGGGGGUGUUUACCUUCAGUGCCAUUGAGAUGACCCCUCUGACCUUGGGGAAAUACGUGUAUCCGCUGUGGGGCCAAGUGAUUGGCUGGUUCAUGGCUUUGUCUUCCAUGAUACUGAUCCCCGGUUAUUUUGUCUUCAUGUUCUGCACCACAAAGGGCAGCAUCAAACAGCGUUGGUGGAAGAUGACAACUUCCCGUGAGGAUAAAAAGCAAUCGGAGCGUGAAGAAUUUGCACACUCAGGGAGCGUGGGCGAAGCUCCCGUCUAG